This is a messenger RNA of Pelmatolapia mariae (spotted tilapia), 2868 nucleotides long. RefSeq names its product mucin-5AC-like. The coding region runs from base 87 to 2495 and encodes 802 amino acids. NCBI's taxonomy places the organism in Eukaryota, Metazoa, Chordata, Actinopteri, Cichliformes, Cichlidae. The record is from RefSeq and is a predicted model, not a curated record. The transcript is spliced from 8 exons.
GCUGCUCGUGCUCUUAGCAACGGUGCCUCGGCAACAGAGCCACGGCAACAGAGCUCCACGGCAACAGCGUGCCGUGUGUCUCCCCAAUGGAGCUGCCAUUGGGCGGACCGGCGCUCAGGCACUACACCCAGAGCAGACCGAGACCUCACCGACAGAAACUGAACUAUCGUCCCAGCAGACCGCAGGAGACAAUAAUCGAGAGUGAAAAUGAAGUCCUUGAGCUCAUGGGGCGUGUGGAUGAAGGAGUUGAAGAGUUCUUUACUAAGAGAGUACUGCCUGCUGAUACACUGAAGCUGCAGGAUGAAGAAUCUAUCACAGUGCACGAAGUGGCUCCUGCCAGCUCUGUCCCUUGUCCUGCCCCGACGAAAACCCUCCGGAGGAAGCUGGGUGAUUUCUUUACGCUCAAAAAGAGGCGAGGUUUGAAAUCAGAGACGAGCCAUGAGGGGCGUCCCAAAAAGGCCUCCAUCGCUGAUCUCAUUCGCCCUCUCAGGGAGGUUGCCAGAUCCGAGAAAGACAAAGACAAAGACCGAGUAAAGGAGCACGACAAGGAAAAUGAAAAGGAGAAAGCAAAAGAGGCUCCCACUGCUGUUUCUGGAGAGCCAGCUGUUCGGGAGACACCUGUUUCUGGCGCUCCGCCGCUGAGGGGCGAAGCAGUGCCUCCCCGCCGAGCUCUCAGAGAGGGGAAGUCCCAGUCUCUCAUUUUGCUAUCUGGCUCAGCAGCAGCGGGGUCGACCAAUGCCAGAAACACAGCAAAGAAACAAUUUGAAGGCCAGAAUAGCUUUGAACAGAAGCUCCAUCUCAUGCUUCAGCGUAUUGGAGUUUCCAAACCCCUGCCAGGAGAGACACAGGAUCAAGAAGGAGAGAUGAAAAAGGCCGAGUCUGAAGGUACCAUCAUUGACAGUAAACCCGAGCCACCUCCCACUUUCUCAAAACCUCGAACGAUGUCUGCAUCAUCAGACACAAGGCAUCAGAUUCGGGCAAGUGUGUCAGCGCACGAAGGAGCCGGGAAACCCGCUCUGCUUCCAAAGCCGGUUAUCAAACCGGGGCCACCCCCCACAACAUCUGGCCGCAACACACCUGAGAACGAGCUGGCCCAAAUACAGGAAGCAGAGACACACACGCCCACUAAACUCAGCCCAGCCGCGGCGCCGUCACCUCCGGCCACCACCGCUCCCGCUGCACCGACAAUCUCAAACGCGGUCCCUGACUCGACCGACUUUGAAGUUCCCCCUUCGAGUACUGUAACUCCCUCACACGCAGAUGUAUGCACUGACUCUCCCGCAGCAACCUCCGUCCCUGAAACUACGACCACACCCACAGAGCCCCCUGCCAACGCAUCAGUUACCCCCACCUCCUCAGAGUCUGUUACUCCAAGCCUCGCUGUCACUUCCACCUCAGCAGCAACAGUUGCCCGGCCUUCCAUUACCACCUCGGAAACUGUUUCUGCUCCCAGUCACGAAAGCCCUGUUUCCACGGCGUCAACAAAUCUGUCAGCCAAAUCGACUUUGCCAGAGCCAAAUGGCGUUCUCUCAGUUGAUGUUGCUCCUGCUGCUGGUGGUGAUGCAGCUAUUUCUGUCACCACCACAGCUUCUGCGCCCUGCACCAGCGUGUCAGAUGUGCCGCCGGGCCUGUCUACCACCACCAUCAGCGAAGUCAGUCAUGAACCAGCUUCAGUCACAUCUAGUAGCUCUUCAACAUUAGUCACUAUGACUACAUCACCUCCCUCUGACUCAAGUGAUGUAAUUACAGUAACAAUUUCACAUGACCCCACCUUUACCGCUUCCUCCACCAUGGUCUCUGCUGCCCUUCCUCCUACCACCUCAGCACCUUCUACCACUCCUACAGCUCAACCUCAACCCCAAUUAUCCAUUGACUCCAUUAACUCUGCUUCUUCAUCUACCGCCAUUCACCCAGCCACUACGUCCAUUCCCUCCACCUCUUCUAGUGAAACAAACCCUACAGACACCACUUCCACUGCUACCAGUCUGAACCGAGCAGAAACCACCUCCACCGCUAGUUCGUCAACCUCCGGUGCAAUUAGCUCCCCACUCACGACUGGGUCAGAGCCACCUUUUCCCAACAAUGUUGACACUAAGCUCACACCAACUAUCUCUAGCCCACCCACUACCGAUAACACAAGUUCUGCUGCACCACCCGCUAGCGAUAGUCCAGGCCAAGAUAACGUAAUCCAGACAUCUGAUGAGAGAUCCGGUGUAGGGCCUGCAGAAAAAGGCACUGCAGCAGAUGGGGAACAAACGAGCAAAGUACUUGAGGCAGACGAGAAGAAGGAAGUGGUUGACAGUCAGAGCCAGAGUGAGAAACCAACCGUGGCCCAGAGUGAACCGACAACGAAAGAAGAGCGGGGAGAAAGUGUGAAAGCUGAAGCAGACACACCGGCUGAACCUGCAGCAGUGGAGGAUGGUGAGCGCUGCACAGAGGAAGCAGUGAUAGUGGGUCAAAAGCAAGAGGAAACUAAACCAGUGAGUGAUAAGUGAGGAAAAAAAGAAAAUGCUAAACACGGGACCAACUACUGUGACGGAGGAGGGGGCAGGAGAGGCCACAGUAAAGGGUGAAGCAGAGGGAGGGGAAUGAUGAUCCAUGGCACUUCCUACAGGGACCACCACAUCACAGCAGCACACCACAAAGGGUGGGCCACUGGACCAAAGAACUGAGAUCCCCUCGGUGUGACGUAAUCAACAAAUCCAGCAGUGUCUUUGUCCUUUUUUAACUUAUGUUUGAGGUUUUGCAUUGCACGUGUGAUUAUGUACCAUAAGACAAUUAUUGUGGUAAAAAAUAAAUAAAUACACAAUGUUUACAAUAGAUGGAUAAGAGACAUAGUUAUGACUAUUAAAUGGAGUAUUGAAGUGA